Molecule: messenger RNA, 1154 nt
Organism: Colletotrichum phormii
Lineage: Eukaryota; Fungi; Ascomycota; Sordariomycetes; Glomerellales; Glomerellaceae
Exons: 1
Coding region: 200-844 (214 amino acids)
Source: RefSeq, a predicted model, not a curated record
GACAAGUAUAAAUGGCAGAUGAUAUUUUGAUAUUUCUGUCGAAGACUCAUUGACGGUCGCUAUUGUCUUGAAACAUUCAGUCAUCCUACCGCUCGUUUCAAUCACACGCAAAAACUCGCACUCUCAGAUCCGAACUAGAUUGAAACAACAAAGGGAAAAUUUCGUAAGAAACUUUACAUAUCCCAUUCUCGUUAUCAACAUGGUGUCUUUCAAAGUCGACGGAACCCCGAUGGACGAUCCGCCGUCCAAGGGCCCGCGAUCGGCCCCACAAUCGGCGCCAUCCACGGCCUGGUCCGGCCCCCCGGGUAAAGCCAACAUCCUCACCCGCCGAUUCGUCGCUCUACCCCUCAUCGCCCUCCUCUACACCGCCGCCGUGCCAUUCACGCCAGUUGUAUGGGUCCUCAACAUUGAUGGAAGCUCCCUCUUCGACCGCCUCUUCGCCGGCAUCAUUAUGCUGUCGGCCUGCUAUUUCCAAUGGCGCAUCGCAGGGCUGACGUCGCCUCUCGCCGUCUUCCUUCCUGGUCCUAGCAAUACGACUAUUCGGAACGGACGCAUCGAGACCGGCUCGAGCAUGGGAUUUGUGUGGCACCCCAGCAAUUACUGGCCUUAUGUCAUUUGUGAGGCGAUGCUCUUGGGCGUUGCCGAAUUUGGCGGUAACGAGUUGGUGAGACGGGGGAUCGUGUGUGGUAUCAUUGCUGGGCUGUGGCUGGUUGGGUAUCAUGCGACUCCCGAAUCUACAAGACGAUGGGCCUAUGAGAACGUCAAGGGCUGGCUGUUUUGGAUGGUGCUGGAUGAGAUGAUGCGUGUCGGAGGCAGAAGCUACAGCGGACGUCGCCGGAGAUGAGAUGGACAGCUCUAGGUUGAAAAUUUGGCACCUUCAGCAUCAAAUGUAUCGGAUUUAUCCUCCAUAUCACCCCUACCAUGCUACUUGUCUACUAAUAUCCCGAGAAACACAUUCAGUGGACGGCUCAGGUGAAAAGUGGUUAGUUAUAUCGGCGUCAGAAGUUUUGAAGAUAUCUUAGCAGUGGAAUCAUCUCUCGCUCACUUGGCAGAAAAGAUCAAAUCCCUGAGUUGCAUGUACCCAAGAAACAUACAGAUAAAGGGGCUCGCUUUCGGAUGCCGGAAUUCAAGCGGAUGCUUACAUCAGCCAGUUG